CCUAGUUCCACCAUCUGCAUCCAGCUAAAAGAAGGAUCAUGUCGCUUCCCCACGCCUAUCUGCAGAGUCUGUGUCAUACCCAUGACUAUGAUGCGCAGUUUGGUGUUUUAAGAGAGGGGACCAUCGAGGUACAUUGGUACAUCAACAAAGCCGUCCUCAAAGACCUUUAUUGUGCGCGAAAUAUCUGACACGUCAUUGCCAACCGCCAACAGAGGUGGGUUCUCCGCCUAUCUGCUGCUACCUAUACCAAGCUGGUGUGGAAAUUCUACUCCACCUUCCGCAUGGCGGCGGAUCGCCCCCACCUAGGUCGGCU
Linum tenue is the source of this 313-nucleotide messenger RNA. NCBI's taxonomy places the organism in Eukaryota, Viridiplantae, Streptophyta, Magnoliopsida, Malpighiales, Linaceae. The record is from the annotation of a GenBank genome assembly.